This is a messenger RNA of Cylindrotheca closterium, 1128 nucleotides long. The record is from the annotation of a GenBank genome assembly. Lineage: Eukaryota; Bacillariophyta; Bacillariophyceae; Bacillariales; Bacillariaceae.
AUGACGCAUUCUAUUUCCUCCUAUAAUCGUUGGUCUUCCUGUAUUCUUCUCGCUGUGUUAUACUUGGCUUCUAGUCCCCAUGCAACCACGGAAGCAGCUAGAUUGGGCAGUCAUGAACUUGUGAUUGAACAGAAUAAAGAAGAAGAACACAAUCCAUACGCUCAAAACAGGGAUCCUAGCUUCGCCACCAUCUCCACUGAUGUUCCGACCAUUUCCAUUGGAUUGGAUGUUUAUGGAAAGUCUGUCGAUUUGCCUCUCGUUGGAGCUGGAACCUGGCAGUACAAUGAUACGAUUGCGUACGAAUCUGUCUGCAAGGCCAUUCAAGCGGGAUACACGUUUGUAGAUACCGCAUGGGGCUACAAGAAUCAAAAGGGGGUGGGCAAAGCCCUACAAGAUUGCUGGUUUGGCAGUGGAAAAUCUCGCGAAGAUUUGUUUCUCAUGACCAAGAUUCCGGGUGGUCUCAACACGUCGGAGGUUUGGGCGACUCAUCAACAAAAUUUGAAAGACUUGCAAUUGGACUAUGUGGAUCAUCUCAUGACACACUUUCCUGCUGACUGGAAAGAGACCGUGGCAUCACCAGAAGCAAGACAGGAAGAAUGGAUGGCCUUGGAAUUCAUCUAUCGCACGGGACAAGCUCGAUCGAUUGGAGUGAGCCACUACUGCACUCAACAUUUUGAAGAUAUCCUAAAAGUGGCAACCGUUAUGCCCUCUAUUAAUCAAGUGGAAUAUCAUGUCGGAUCCCAGGAUAUUGACAACGUCAUGAAAUAUUGCGCCGACCACAAGAUCACCUUUAUGAGUUUCUCACCCCUGUGUGGUCCCUGCGAGUAUGAACCACAAGAUUCAUUGAUUCAUGGUGACUUGGUGUCGAAAAUUGCCUCGCAUUACCAGAGAUCAACCUCUCCCAAUCUUCGACUUGAGUCGUCCGAGACGGAUGCCAUUACUGGAAGUCAAGUGGCACUUCGAUACAUUGUCCAACAGGGAAUCCCAGUCAUUCCCAAGAGUAAUACCUUGAGUCACAUGCUUUCGAAUCGCAACAUUUUUGACUUUGAGCUGACUCCAGAGGACAUGGAUGCUUUGGCGGGGGCAUCCAAGCCCGCAGGCGAAGGAGGAGAUUGCGAUGUACCAUAA